AAUUACCUCUUCUUUUUUUGGUGCUAUGUCCUAAUUUCCUCAUUAACCACCAAAAUUAUUUUCCUCUUUUAAUUCUCUCAUACAUUAACAAAAAUACAUUGUGCGAAUUUCGAUGCAACAUUUUUUUAUAUAUAGUUUCGGUGCAUCUCAAUUCUCAAUCUCAUGAUGAAACUAUGAUUCUAUAUAUCAAAGAAAAAUAAUCUAAAUUAUUGAAUAGUGUGGUCACAAAUUCUUCAAAUUCUAUUUUCAAACAAUCACCGAUUUGUUUUCAUUCAUUUUCCCUUUUCAAAUUCUUCUCAAUCUCAACCAAAAUUUCUCAUCUUUUCCGUCUUUAUUCAUUGGAUUUGUAUCCAACAAAUAAUAUCAAGAUUCGAUUUUUCCCAAUCAUAUUCAUUUUGACUUCUAGGGUUUGAUUCCGUUGUGCUUUUGGACGACACCUUUUUUCUCCAAAUGUGAUUUGACCGCUAAAAGACUGGUCUUUGAUGAUUGCAGCAGUGUUUAAUUCAAUCCAAUUGUUUCUGGAAUUGAUUCUGUUUGAAUUUUGAAAAGAAUAUAAUUUUGCCUUUUUUGCUGUGAGAUUUAUCUCUUCAAUUUUAAUUUUUCCCCUUUUGUUUUGAUUGUGAUGCAAGAAUAUCAUAGGUUAUUAUGUUUAGAUUAAAGAAUAGUAAAAACCUUGCACGGUUCUUGUAUCAGGAAAUUCUGCAUAAUAGUAAUUCUAUGGCUUAUUCAAUAGGCUAUGUUGAUCCUUGUUCCCAUUUGAGCAAGGUUUAUCCUAAUGCUUUUGGGGUUAUUAGAAGAAUUGAAUUUGGUAGAAAAAGUUGUGGCUUUUAUACAAGUUGUAGAAAUAAUAGUAAAUUUUUUGUGAGGGCUAAUGCAAGGCCUCGCGGCUUUGCGUCUGAUUUGGAACAAGGGAAUUCUGUUGGUGGUGAUGUGACUCUUAAGGUUGAUAAUGGUGGAGUAAAUGGAAGUCCUGCUAUGCCUCGUUGUUUCCGAGAUCAACGAAUGUCUGAGAAACUUGUUGUUGCUGUUGAUGUGGAUGAGGUUUUAGGAAACUUCGUAUCGGCUCUCAACAAGUUUAUUGCAGAUAAAUAUUCAUCAAAUCAUUCAGUUUCUGAAUAUCAUGUGUACGAGUUCUUUAAGAUAUGGAAUUGUUCGCGUGAUGAAGCUGAUAUUCGCGUUCAUGAGUUUUUUAAGACACCAUAUUUCAAGUCAGGGAUUCACCCUCUCCCAGGUGCUCAGACGGCAAUGCAAAAGUUAUCAAGAUUUUUUAACCUAUCAGUUGUAACGUAUGAUUUUGGUAUUGAACUUUCAUCAACCUAUAGAGGAAUCUUGUCAGGAUCAACUAACCAAGGCUCCUUUUAUAAUAUGUUCAGGUCUAGGCAGAAUGUAAUUAAGGAUCACACAAUUGAAUGGAUAGAGAAGCAUUUCCCAGGACUGUUUCAUGAGAUUCACUUUGGUAACCACUUUGCACUUGAUGGGAAAUCAAGACCAAAAUCAGAGAUUUGUAGGUCUUUAAAUGCCAAGGUUCUUAUUGAUGAUAAUCCGCGGUAUGCGAUAGAGUGUGCUGAAGUUGGAAUGAAAGUUCUACUUUUUGAUUAUGAAGACUCAUAUCCUUGGUCCAAGAAUGAGUUAGUUGAUAAGCACCCUUUAGUGACCAAAGUUAAGAACUGGAAAGAAGCGGAGCAACAAUUGAUGUCAAUGAUAGCUUCAUAAUCUAAAUCCAGUGGCCAGGACUUGUGAUAGCUUCAAUGAUAGCCGGACUAAUUCAUGUUUUUGAAAUGUCUAACAUAUGUUUUUGAAGGAGUGAAAUAAUUUGAAGUUGCUGCAAGAAAAUGACUACCUAGAGGAGGAAUGACACAAUCAUAUUCUUUUUCCCAUUUUGAGCAACACCAAUGAAGAUUGGAACAAGUUGUGUUCACUGUGGUGGAAAUUCUAGUGAUUUUACUACUAUAACUAGGCAAAGAUUUGUUUCUGCCUUUUGAAUGUACUAUAUUUUUUGACAACAAAAUGUAUGAUCUCUGAAUUACUUUUUGAAUGUGGUUUAUUACUUGUUUUGACUGUUUGCACA
This is a messenger RNA of Trifolium pratense (red clover), 2068 nucleotides long. RefSeq lists its product as uncharacterized. Gene Ontology annotation, biological process: deoxyribonucleotide catabolic process. Lineage: Eukaryota; Viridiplantae; Streptophyta; Magnoliopsida; Fabales; Fabaceae. Bases 646 to 1713 code for a protein of 355 amino acids. The transcript is spliced from 5 exons. Gene Ontology annotation, molecular function: 5'-nucleotidase activity. The record is from RefSeq and is a predicted model, not a curated record.